Messenger RNA from Penicillium pulvis, 1893 nucleotides. It is a transcript of the gene sit2, whose product is annotated as putative siderochrome-iron transporter. The record is from RefSeq and is a predicted model, not a curated record. The coding region runs from base 1 to 1893 and encodes 630 amino acids. Gene Ontology annotation, molecular function: transmembrane transporter activity. Gene Ontology annotation, biological process: transmembrane transport. The transcript has 3 exons. NCBI's taxonomy places the organism in Eukaryota, Fungi, Ascomycota, Eurotiomycetes, Eurotiales, Aspergillaceae.
AUGGGCGCGUUAGACGCCAUUCGUGGUCGCGAUGACGGCGGAAAACUGACGAGGACCUUGAUUGAUGCACAGAAUCUCUCGGAUGCAGAGGGUAAGAAUGACCACACGGCCACUUCAAUUGCCGACAACAAUCAAUCGAGCUCAAUUAAAGAGGAGACCGAGGUGCGCCAUGCGGGAACUCCCAAUUCCUCAGAAGAGAUCAAUGGGGCGGACUACGACGAAAGGGAAGCCGACCGUGACCCGACUCAUGUGACCGAGCAGGUGGAACUGGGUCAGCAAAAGGCUGAAGCUGCAGCUCUGGUUUGGAGUCGACCCGUCGCGUUCUUGAUAUAUGGAUGGAUCUGGAUUUGCUUCUUCAUGCUGGCAUUGAGCUCGUCGAUCGGCAGCAACUUGAUCAACUAUGUCUUCUCAGACUUCCAUCUUGCACCACAAGUCACUACAUCAUACAUUCUGUCUGCAGUUAUCGGUGGCGUUCUUAAAUUGCCGCUAGGUAAAACUCUGCAGCUCUGGGGCCGUGCAGAGGCUCUGCUCUUCUCGACUUCUAUCUACAUGCUGGGAAUGAUAAUCUUGGCGGCUUGCAAUGGCGCCAAUGCGUUUGCAGCUGGAUACGUUCUCUACUGGGUUGGAUAUAAUUGCACAUAUCUGAUACUGGACAUCUUUGUCGCUGACACCUCUGGGAUGCGUUCUCGUGCAUUUGCAUUUGCGUUCGCGUCCACACCAUUCAUCUGCACUGCCUUCACCGGCCCUCUGGCGGCCACUUCUAUUCGAGAAAAUCUUGGCUGGCGCUGGGGUUAUGGAAUUUUUUGCAUCAUUCAGCCGUUUGUGCUUUGUCCCCUGGCAUUUGUGCUCAAAUAUUAUGAGCGCAAGGCAAUUCGAAUGGGUGUCUGGGAACGCCGGUCCAGUGGGCGUACAAGGAUCCAGUCCAUUAUCCACUACAUCCACGAAUUUGACGUGAUCGGCGCAUUAUUGCUUAUGAUCGCUUGGGUGCUCUUCCUCCUCCCAUUUAGCCUGGCCCAGUAUGGCCUGGCUCAGUACAAAAGCGCCAGUUUUAUUGCCAUGGUGGUUAUCGGAUUCUGCAUGCUAUUCGUCUUUGCGGCAUGGGAGAAAUGGGGUGCCCGUACCCACUUUAUCCGAUACGAGCUACUCCGGAAGCCCACUGUCAUAGGUGCAUGUGCUUGCUCUGCGAUCCUUUAUUUCAGUUUCUACCUCUGGGAUCAGUACUUCUUCAACUUCGUGAGCAUCACCUAUAACCUCGACUCGACUUUGACCGGAUACGUGAGCCAAAUCUACAACGUGGGUUCUUGCUUCUGGUCUCCGAUUCUCGGUCUUUAUAUCUGGUGGACCCGGCGGUUCAAGUAUGUAUGCUUGUUCUUCGGUGUCCCCUUGAUGAUUCUAGGCUCGGGCUUGAUGAUAUAUUUCCGAGGAGAGAAUCAUGGGAUCGGCUUCCUUAUAAUGUCUCAGAUUUUCAUUGCCUUCGCUGGUGGCACCAUGGUGAUCGGUGAAGAUAUGGCUGUCAUGGCUAGCGGAGGCCGUGAGGGCACCCCAAUAAUGCUGGCUUUGAUUGGGCUAUCUUCAAGUAUUGGUGGUGCGAUCGGCUAUGCCGUCUGUGGCGCAAUUUAUAACAAUGUCUUCGUCGGGGCUUUGAGAAGUCAUUUGCCCGAUGAUCUAAAGGCCAACGCUACCCAAAUCUACACUGCUGGCAUUCAAAUCCAACAAACAUACCCCGUGGGGUCUCCAUUACGCGAUGCAGUUGUUUACGCUUGGAGUUAUUCCCAGAAGAUGAAUUGCAUUGCCUCGACCUGUGUCUUGGUCUUGCUUAUCCCAGCAGUCGCGGUUUGGAAAAAUUAUGACGUUGGAAAGAAGCAGAACAAAGGGACCAUGGCUUUCAAGUAA